Messenger RNA from Daphnia magna, 3579 nucleotides. RefSeq names its product calcium-activated chloride channel regulator 4A. The coding region runs from base 343 to 3132 and encodes 929 amino acids. The record is from RefSeq and is a predicted model, not a curated record. The transcript is spliced from 17 exons. Lineage: Eukaryota; Metazoa; Arthropoda; Branchiopoda; Diplostraca; Daphniidae.
UACGUUUUUAGUCGAAAGGUGGGCAACCAACCAGGUUAAGAGUGAACAUCCCCAUGUGUUGCUUAAGAAAAGACACAAAGUUUAUCGUUUUGUCGGUCUGAAAGUAUUUUGUUGCUAAAUGUGUCACGAGAAUGAGAGUAUUUGACAAACGGAUACAACGAUUUCUUCCGUAAUCGCCUGAGUUUAGGGUGGUGGGUCCCAGAACUGCAUUCGGAAGUAAGUCCUCGACGUAGGCGUGUAAUAGAUAUAAUCCGUGUAGUUUUACAUUUUCAAAACUAUUCUUUAAGAAAAAGUUCUAUCGUUCGCAUCUUAGCUGCCCGUCGGCCAAGUGACGUUUAGAAAAUGAUAACUCGAUUUUGUGUGUUCAUCGCUUUGAUAAUAUUGACUCUUAUUUUAAACGUGGGUCCAGCUCAUUCUACCAGCAUCUCUUUGAAUAAAAAUGCCUAUUCAAAUAUAGUGGUGGCUAUAUCGCCAAAUGUUCCUAAUACGUGGUCCGAAACCAUCUUGCAGAAUAUUCAGUUGAUGAUACGUAGGGCCUCGAGUGUUUUGUACCGAGCUACGAAGAAACGAGCCUAUUUCAAAGAUGUUCGUAUCCUCGUACCCGAAUCUUGGAGCAACGUUCGAUCUAAUCUCAGCACAUGGGAGACGUACUCCGAGGCUGAUGUGCGAGUGGCACCACCGGCAUCAGCUCAUGGCAAUAAGCCCUACACUAUCCAGUCGGGCGGAUGUGGCCAGCCAGGAGAGUACAUCCAUUUCACUCCCGACUAUCUCCGCACUCUUACAGAUCCUAACACGGCUGUUUUCGGCCCACCAGAAAAGGUGUUUGUUCACGAGUGGUCCCAUUUACGUUACGGCGUGUUUGAUGAGUAUGGUCAUCAAAACGAUAAGAAGUACCCCUUGUUCUACAAACCGCCGAAUUCUGAAGAAAUCCAACCAAAUUUGUGCACCAAUAAACCACCCAUUUUCACCACCAUGGAUGUUGUUACUCAAGGACCGUGCCGAAUUGACCCAACCACUGGUGUUUACGAUAAUAAUUGCGUUUACAAUCUUCAACCUAAAUUUUUACCGGAUUCGUCCCUCAUGUCUAAUUACUCGAUUGAUUCGGUAGUGGAUUUCUGUGAGGACGAUCAGGACCUGGCUCACGUUUUUACAGCCCCAAACAAACACAACGCCAUGUGCGGAUCGUAUAGCGUCUGGACCGUCAUCACAAGACAUCCGGAUUUCGCCAUGAACAACAAUCCACCGAGCGAUGUACUCUUCUUGGAACCCACGUUCCAGAUUGUACGGUCCACCGGUUCGCGAUUUGUUCUCGUCGCCGACACGUCGGGCAGCAUGAACGAUUACAAUCGAAUCGUUAGAUUAUACGAAUCUUCCCGGCGUUGGAUCAAAUACGACAUUUCCGAUGGCAGUCAACUUGGCAUGGUUCAAUUUGCAACCAAAGCGAAGAUAAUUAGUUCAAUGGUCGAAAUUAAAGGUGACGCAAGUCGCGAGGCGCUUAUCGCCCGGUUACCUGUCAACGCGGUUGGCGGAACUUGUAUCGGGUGUGGCUUGCAAAAAGCCUUGGAACUUCUUAGACCAGGAGGUCCAGGUGGUGUUAUCUUACUUUUAACUGACGGAGAGGAAACGGACAGGCCGUUCAUUUACGAAGUUCUAUCAGAAGUGGUCCGGUCGGGCGCUAGAGUCGUUUCCAUCGCUUUCGGGAGGUCGGCCGAAGAUAAAAUUGAGGAACUAGCGGACAAGACUAACGGCAAGAGUUACUUUAUCGAUGAUAAUGAUUCCAGCCAAGGAUUGAACGAUGCCUUUGUUGGAUCCCUCACAUAUCAACCGGCCGUGUCUACCGAUCAGAUCGUCGUCUUGCUAUUCAAGCGGCAGUACCAGAAUGUGACGGGUGGGAUAAUCAACGAAAAUUUCUCCGUUGACUCGACAGUUGGCCGCAAUUUCGUUUUCCGCAUUGAUUACACGCAGAAAAACUAUCUGAGAUCGUUCAGUUUGAAGUCGCCUAGCGGAACUGUUUACACCCAACUCGUGUACGACGACGUGGUGAAGGUUGCCAUGCUCAAACUAUCCGAGGCUGAAGUAGGAAAAUGGGACUUCACUUUGACGGUGAGUAGUUCCACCGUGGACGCAUUGGCUGUUCACGUUACGUCGCAGACUAGGUCGACAACAACGGCACCAAUAACAACUGAAUGUUACGUCCCUGCCGGAAAUACGCUCAACAAUACCAACGCGAGUCCAGUGAGGAUUUUAGCUAAGGUGAUGCAAGAUGCCAAUCCCGUAGUUCGGGCCAAAGUCAAGGCGCAUAUUGAAAUGCCUUCCGGUCCGUCUCAAAUUUUUGAAUUGUUUGAUAAUGGAGCGUCGGCAGACACGGUCGCCGAUGAUGGCAUUUAUUCUCGUUACUUUGUCGGUGCCACGUCUGGCGGACGUUACACGGUCGAAUGCGAAGUCUGGGACGAUGGUUCAGCGUACGUCAACGAUGGAACGUUCGUCCGAAAUCGAAAAAAAAGAUCGGCCACACCUAAAAUGACGGGAUCGUUCACGCGAAUGGCAAGCGGUGGCUCCUUCAAGAUUGCUCAAUCAGUGCCAGUUGAUGCGGAUAUCUAUCCACCCUCAAGAAUAACUGAUUUGUUCGUCGUGGAAGUACAAACGAAUCCCGGCCACACGGCCACCAUCCAAUUUACGGCGCCCGGUGAAGAUUUGGAUUCUGGAACAGCCGCAAGUUACGAAAUUCGAUAUUCGCCGGUGUUUGACGACCUCCGUGGAACAAAUUUCGGUUCGGCCAAUAAUUCAACACUCGUCCAACAAGAGCACGUCGUGAACGGCUCGUUGCAACCGAUGGUCUCAGGAUCGCGACAGACCAUCACGUUCGUUAUGACGAUGAAAAACGAAGAAACGAGGACGUACUACAUCGCUUUGAGGGCGAUCGAUCGCAGCGGACAGGUCGCUUUGCCGUCCAACAUUGUGUCCGCUCAAUUCCCGCUGGACGAGCCGGCGUCGGGCCUGUCGACGAAAGCCAUCAUUGGCAUCAUCGUGGGAAGUUUACUCGGUGUUCUACUGAUUGCUGCAAUCGCCUAUUUAAUCCACAAGAAGAAAUACCUGUCAUACGAAGCGGCCGACACCCGGUCCAAAACUUAGCUCGCCCACCGGUCGUAUAUAUUCCUCCCUAGAAUUUAUGAUUGAGUUAAAUGUACGUUUUACAAAUGGAAAAGGUUCGGAUUUAAAAUGUUGCACAAGUACCGUACCUUUUUUUAAAAAAAAGUUUGACAGGUGCGAGUUGAAAACGGUUGAUUUUAAGAUGGGCUAUUUAUGUUUACGCAAUAUCUAGGGUAAUUAUCAGCUCUAUAUUUGCUAGAGAUUUGUCGAAUUCUAGGUGAUUAACAACCAAGGCUGUUUUUUUUUAUGUAAAAAACAAACAUCUACAAUUGUUACAUUUCGCUUUUAGAGUUGAAAGAGUGGGUUGUAUGUUCAACCUACACAAAUGUUUACCUUUUAUCAGUCGUUGCAGCACAUUUACUGUCUCGGCGGUGAAGGACACAAAUGAAAAAAAGCGUCAAGGAAAAAUAAAAAUGUGUCGAUAAGGUU